AUGGAUGUGAAGCCAACUGAUCCACAGGGACGAAUGGAUCUCAAGCCCAAUCAUACUCUCUAUAUCAACAAUCUCAACGAGAAGGUCAAGAAAGAAGAAUUAAAAAAGGCUCUUCACGCUAUCUUCACUCAAUUUGGAGAAAUCAUCUCGAUCUUGGCAUUCAAAACUCUUCGAAUGCGUGGACAGGCUCACAUCAUUUUCAAGGAGGUUUCUUCUGCCGCAAACGCUUUACGAUCCAUGCAAGGAUUUCCGUUUUAUGAUAAACCAAUGAGAAUUCAAUUUUCUCGCGACGAUAGCGAUGUUAUUGCAAAGGUAAAAGGCACAUUUGUUGAACGUGCCAAGAAGUAUCAACAACGAGUGAAGAAAGUAAAGAAGGUUCCAACACGCAAGCCGGAGAAUGACACUUCAGCUCCACCAAACAAAAUUCUGUUCUGUACAAAUCUGCCCGAUGAAACUACAACGGACGUUCUUGAGCUUCUCUUUAAGCCGUUCCCUGGAUUGCGUGACAUUCGAAUGGUGCCAAAUCGAACAGGAAUCGCUUUUGUGGAGUUUGAAUCGGAGACUGAGGCCGGUGCCGCUCGUGCUGCUCUAGACAACUUCAAAGUUACGCCCAUAUGUCGGUCGGGACGCUUUGCAAAUUACUUUGGGUUUCUUCAAAUUCAGCAUCAGUCUUCCAUCACUUCUAAAAAAUGCUGGAAUUGUUCAAAGGAAACGCAAUCAGCUUUCUUCUGUGAUUCGUGCAAUAAAAUACAGCCAGUUGUAGCGAAAAAUCUCUUCACCUACGUCAACUUGCCGAAGAAAUUUGAAAUAGACGAGGAAUCGUUUAAGAAAAACUUUCACAAACUGCACCUGCAUUUACAUCCGGACAGAUUUGCACAUGCAACAGAUGUGGAACGAUCAAUGUCUGAAGAGCAUUCCCGAAUGUUGAACAUCGCAAUGAAAACUUUGGGCGAGAAGCUAGAAAGAGCAAAGUAUCUACUCGAAACGGAAGGAAGCCUCAAAAUUGGCGAAGACGAGAAGAUGCACUUGGAUCCCGAAGAAUUGAUGGAGGUUCUCGAUUGGCAAGAAAGCAUAAGUGAAAUGGAGGAAGAAUGUAUGUUACAAGAAGAAAAAAGCAAAGUUACUAAAGAGAUAAAUACGAUUUUCACCGAUUUGACCCAAAAGUUGGCUUCAUCGAGUUGGGAGGACGCAAAGCGACUAAUUAUUCGUUUACAAAAGGAUCCGUGCUCUUGUGCCAACGCCGAUGAGAUCUCGGUCUCACAUUAUGCACUCCGCUGGCAGGUUCAUUUCCCACUUCGAAUGCUCAUCGGGAAUGUGACAAUCACAGCCAAAGUUCUCAAAAACACUCAACAAUUGUUGUUGGACGUUCGUGAUCUCUCGAUUCGCUCGGUGUCGGUGAACGGGAAAAACGCGGAUUUUUCGCAUCGCUCCAAAUGUGUACACUUUCUUCCGAUCAAAGAUGAAGAUCUCGUUGCCGACCGAUUGCACGAAAGGGACAAGAAUUCUAUUGGAGAAGAAGGAUCAAAGGGUGACGAUGAAGAGACGACGCUUUCUUCUUCAAGCAACCCGUUGCAAUUCCAUCAUAUCUCUUGGCUAUUGUGUUGUCGGGUGUGCUUGAGAAGAGAGACAUUUCUGAUCGGAGUCUGCGCUGUUUGGGCUGAAACCAUCGAUGGU
Messenger RNA from Mesorhabditis belari, 1674 nucleotides. The record is from the annotation of a GenBank genome assembly. Lineage: Eukaryota; Metazoa; Nematoda; Chromadorea; Rhabditida; Rhabditidae.